AUGUCACUAGCAACCUACAGACAAAUUCUCCGCUCCGCGCGAAUAGCAUUCCAAGGCGACGCACCCGUCCUCCAAGCCGCCAAAAAAGAAGCCCGCUCCGCCUUCCAGCGAUAUAAAGAUCUCUCACCAAACGACCCAGCAGUCAUAGCCGCAGUAGAGCACGGCGAGCAGGUCGCCAAGAUUCUGUUGGAGAAUAUCGUGCAGGGAAAGAAUAUUGGGGAGGAUAGAUAUAAGUUGAGAAUACAUGAACACACAGAGAGAGGCGAUAAUGAUACGAUCAAGAUGCCUAAUGGGCAGAAGGUAGUCAUUGAUGGGAAGAAGUGUUCUGAUUGA
Molecule: messenger RNA, 333 nt
Organism: Glarea lozoyensis ATCC 20868
Lineage: Eukaryota; Fungi; Ascomycota; Leotiomycetes; Helotiales; Helotiaceae
Exons: 3
Coding region: 1-333 (110 amino acids)
Biological process (GO): mitochondrial respiratory chain complex III assembly
Source: RefSeq, a predicted model, not a curated record